Molecule: messenger RNA, 1884 nt
Organism: Scedosporium apiospermum
Lineage: Eukaryota; Fungi; Ascomycota; Sordariomycetes; Microascales; Microascaceae
Product: MATE efflux family protein
Exons: 5
Coding region: 1-1884 (627 amino acids)
Biological process (GO): xenobiotic detoxification by transmembrane export across the plasma membrane
Cellular component (GO): membrane
Molecular function (GO): antiporter activity; xenobiotic transmembrane transporter activity
Source: RefSeq, a predicted model, not a curated record
AUGGAUCGAAAUGACGAUUCGAUAGCCGAUGGGGCAGCCCAGAACUCCUUGGCGGCCGUGCUAUCCUCGUCCUUCCGAUCCCGGUCCCCCAUCGCGGAGGAGGCAAUCGCUAGGGAUGUAGCCCAAUGCCACAGACACCAUGGCGAGGAAGCUAUCGAUUCGGAGUCCGAGGCCCCCGUGGACAUGCUAGGUCCCACCAUGUAUCGGCGGCCAAGCGGGGUCGCCUAUGGUCCUGCGCGACCUGUCUUCGACGACCUAUCAGUCGAUGCGCCCGUCCUAACCCCAAGGGAGAUGGUGCAGUCGAGGGAUGCCGAGCGUGUCCUCCUCCAAGACAACCACAUUUUGCCUCCCACGGAAAGCGAGACGAAACCAGUAUCGUCUUGGUGGGGUCGAUGGGUUGCGAAGCCAAGAAAGCGCAAGGAGGGUCGCGAACCUCAAGAGACGACCCCCCUCUUACCAGGUCACCACCAUGAGGCUAGUUACGGAGAUGAGGAGCUGAAUCAGCAAUGGAACGAGGCUGUAUCUGCCGGCCGCAUUCGGACGACCUGGGCGCGAGAGGCGCGAACUAUCGGCUCCUAUGCCGCGCCGUUGCUCGUUGCAUUCAUGUUGCAGUAUUCCAUUAAUGUCGUCUGUAUAUUCGCUGUGGGUAGGAUUGGAAAGGUGGAGCUUGGUGCUGUGAGCCUCGCGAGUAUGACAUCCGUCAUCACUUGCUAUGCGCCAUUCCUCGGCCUCGCGACGAGCUUGGAUACGUUAUGUGCGCAAGCCUAUGGGUCUGGACACAAGCACCUUGUUGGCUUGCAGUUUCAGCGCAUGACCUACUUGCUUCUUCUAUGUUACAUCCCCAUCGCCGUGGUAUGGUGGAAUGGAGAGUGGAUUCUGGCCAAAGUAGUCCCUGAGCCUAGAUCCGCGGAGCUCGCGGGUCAAUACCUCCGGGUCUUGAUCGUGGGCGGGCCGUUCAUCGGGAUCUUCGAGGCGGGCAAGAGGUUCGUCCAGGCCCAGGGCCUGUUCCAUGCCGUUACAUUUGUUCUCCUUGCCGCCGCGCCCAUCAACGUGUUUGCUAAUUGGCUGCUCGUAUGGAAGCUCGAACUUGGCUUCAUCGGUGCCCCAAUUGCCAUUGUUAUCACUGAAAUCUUGAUGCCUGUAUUCUUGCUCCUUUACGUACGCUUCGUUGAUGGAUAUCAAUGCUGGGGCGGGUUUAGCAAGCGUGCCUUUACAAAUUGGGGACCGAUGAUUCGUCUGGCGAUUCCUGGUAUGAUCAUGAUAGAGGCUGAGUAUCUUUCAUUUGAAAUCCUCGCCUUGGCUUCUAGUCAGCUGGGGACUUCCGAGCUUGCCGCCCAAACCGUCUUGAGCACCCUCAUCUCUAUCGCUUACCAGUUGCCGUUUGCACUCUCGGUUGCGGCGUCUACUCGAGUUGCCAAUCUCAUCGGGGCUGGCCUCGUUGACGCUGCAAAGAUCAGUGCUCAGGUGACUGUGUUCUUAGGAACUCUCCUCAGCGUCUUCAACAGCUCCGUGAUGACAAUCUUCCGUGAAUCUCUUGUAGACCUCUUCACCAAGGACCUCGAAGUCAAGGCUUUGGUUCUCGCAGUCAUGCCUGUCGCCGCCACCAUAACAACCAGCGACGGCCUGUCUGUCAGUGCCCACGCCAUCCUCAGGGGCAUCGGCCAGCAGCACAUUGGCGGAUACGCCAAUCUCGUCGGCCACUAUCUCUUGUCCAUGCCCUUGGCCUUUGGCGCUGCGUUUGGACUCGGAUGGAAGCUGAAGGGUUUGUGGCUCGGUCUCAUGUGCGGAUUAAUAUUUGUUGCUCUUGUUGAAUAUAUUUAUAUAUACCUUACGGAUUGGAAGAGGGCGGCUAAGGAGGCCGAGGCGAGGAACACGGCAGAAUGA